GAACCGUUCCUUUCACUUUUCUGCAACACUCUGCAUUCUGCAGUCUGUACUCCAUCUCUCUCUCUCUCUCUUUCUUUUUCUGUGUGUGUCCACUGUCUCUCUCUCUCUCUCUCUCUAUAGCUGCAGGCAGCAAACACAUCUUCCAAUUUUAUGUACCUCUCCCUCUUCUCUUUUCUUCAGGCUAUACGCCAUGACAAGAAAAGCACUCAACACUAGAAAAUAAGUAAAAGCCAUCUUUUAUUUAACUCUCUUCUUUCUGCCUCAGUGUGCUUCUCUUGGUUGGGUUGCUUCACAAGUCGAGAAAGUUUCACAGGACUGGUAUUCGGAUCUCAGUUAUAACUUGCAUUAAAUUUUGCCACCUAGAGCCUUUUCUUUUAGAUGGGGAAUGACUUCAAGAGGUAACAUGAUAUGCAUUCAUGGCUUCACCUAAUUCAUAUCAGUACUCCUCCUCCACCACCACCACAACCUUGCUCAUCAUAGUUCUGCUGCAUCAUCUUCUCUGUCUUGUUUCUAGCUUCAAUCAACCACAGCCUGCGAUUUCUCCCCGGGAACUGUUGUUUGAGGAGAAAAACAGGUUAGGUUCAAUCCCUCCUAGCUGUCACAACAAAUGCAAUGAAUGUCAUCCAUGCAUGGCGGUUCAAGUGCCAACUUUGCCUAGCCACGACCCGGUCCAGCCGGAUCUUACAAAAACCGUUGUCACGGAAAGUUUGUUUAAUCCAUCUUCUCAAGGUAACAGGUACUCCAAUUACAAGCCAUUGGGGUGGAAAUGCCAUUGUGGUGACCACUUCUUCAACCCUUAGAAAUUAUGGUUUAUACCUUCAUGGAGAAUAUCCUCACCUUGGUUUGUAAAAUUAAAA
Gastrolobium bilobum is the source of this 857-nucleotide messenger RNA. RefSeq names its product EPIDERMAL PATTERNING FACTOR-like protein 1. NCBI's taxonomy places the organism in Eukaryota, Viridiplantae, Streptophyta, Magnoliopsida, Fabales, Fabaceae. The record is from RefSeq and is a predicted model, not a curated record. Bases 417 to 800 code for a protein of 127 amino acids. Gene Ontology annotation, biological process: guard cell differentiation; stomatal complex development. The transcript is spliced from 2 exons.